Molecule: messenger RNA, 2046 nt
Organism: Ostrinia nubilalis (European corn borer)
Lineage: Eukaryota; Metazoa; Arthropoda; Insecta; Lepidoptera; Crambidae
Exons: 10
Coding region: 407-1963 (518 amino acids)
Molecular function (GO): ATP binding
Source: RefSeq, a predicted model, not a curated record
CCUACGGGGCCUUAUCAUGACUAGUAUUGGACGAGCGUCAUCGCUCGAGUGGCAUUAUUAUCAGUGAUCGGUACAAAAGUGAUAAGUGAUAACAAUAUCUAAUAAUCGCCGAACGAUUCCUCUAUUUGUGGAGCGCAAAAUACUUCAACUUUCAAUCACCGUCCGUUUUAUUUUAAAUAAAUGCUUUGUUUAUGUAGGAACUAGUUUAGAAAUAGCCAGUGAUUCAGUGUGAUUCGGGAGGCAAGUGCUAACAAUGCCUUUGGAUUAUUGAUGAUAUUCAUAGUGAUGUGUAAAUUAGUAGUUGUGGUGCUUAUCACGAGUUUACUACUAUAAGUGUUUGUGUCAGUGUAUCGAUAUUUGAAAGCAAGUAAAAGUGAACACCAGCAGCACUAUCAAACGUGUAAAAAUGGAUGCAGUGUUUUCUUUAGUGAUCAUUUUCAGCUACAUUCUUGGAUGUGUCGCCCAAUUUGGUCCUGGCGGGAUGUGGGGCAAUGGGAUGGACCAUCCACCACCAUUUUUGCCCCCUGGUGGACCACCGCCUCCGUCAACGCCCCAUCACCACUUUUCAAGGCCUAGUACUUAUUUUGAGAACCUACCAGACCCUCCAGACGAGUCGUAUCCAGUGCAGUACGCUGGGGUCCCGCAGAAUCUCCAGGUCUUCCCGCUACCACUGCCCGGGGCCGACCACGAGCUGAUGUUCAACGUAUCCUGGGAAUCGUCCUUAGAGUAUCCAGCGAGAGAUUACUCCUUGGAAGUCCACAGCGUCACAGACACGUCAGACUGCAAGACGCCACUUAUGUGCUAUGAAUACAACAUUCCUGGGGACGUCCAAUGGUGUUUGAUCCCCGCAUAUGCGAACCCCGUAGCAGAGUCGUGCGCGGUGCGUCCUGGAUGCUCCUACGCCGUGGUUCUUACAGCCCACCCGUGGGACGGCCGAGUGCAAGCCGAGAAGCUCAUACAGUUGGAUGAGUGCGUAUCAGGCGUGUGCUCCUGCGCACACUCUCCGCGCCUCCCUGCCCCCGAGGUGUGGGCGACCACAGUCGUGAUGCAUGGGGAGAUAUUCGUGAACGUCACCUGGGUGCUGCCCAAGCCCAAGUACCCUCAAAGGCUGCCCAGGGACUUGUUGAAGCAGAGCUAUGUAGUUAGUAUAGGCAAACAAAUGGUGACCGACGCGCAUCCAGCGCCGUGGUUCGCGAACACAAUAACCAAACCGGUGGACGCCGAUGGCCGAGUGGCUGACGGGGACGGGCCACGGUGGCUCAUCCUCCCCAUCAACGGGAAGGGGCUUGAAAGGGCCUCUGAGGGGAGAGGGGGAAACGGGGGUAUAGUGCUGGACGUCAAACUUUUGGCACGUGUCAACCUUAUGGAUGAUAGAGGGUGUGUGGGACCAGCGGGGAACGCGACGGCUUAUGAUCCGUCGGAAGCUCAAAAAAUUCAGUUCAGUACUUACCUAGUAUGGGCCGUCUUCGGCGGUCUAUUCGUGUUGGCCAUGGUGGCCAUCUUUGCCAUGAGCGCGCGCAUAGUCAAGCGUGUGCUCUCCGCCCUACGGCCCGCUGCGCCCGCGCCGCUUGCCCCGCUCCGCCACCGCCCCGCGUGGUUCAAGCUGCAGUUUCGACCGAGCGCGGAGAUCACAGCCCGGGGGCAGGUCGAGCAGAGCCCGCUGUAUGUACAAAAAGAGUUUGAGACUGAAGAAGCAUUCGGAGACGAGUGGGAGGUCAGCAGGUCUCGGGUACACUUGGGCGCCCUGAUCGGCAGCGGUGCCUUCGGCCGGGUGCACGCAGCACAGCUGGACAUGCCUGGCGGAGAGACCAUCACUGUUGCUGCUAAAAUGUUGACAGGUUUGCACUCAACUGUUCUGGGUUUGUUUAUCACCAGGACCUCACGAGUAGUCGUAGUAACUGGAUUGCACUGCUCGAGUUGGCGCACUCCUAUCCUAGCACACAAUGAGGGUUUUCGCGUAUGAAAAAUCCGCCAGAUGGCAAUACGUAGACGCGAGGUCCAAAUGCUGCAUGAUUGGUUAUAUUUGACAUGACAUUGACAUAUAUA